Aureobasidium subglaciale EXF-2481 is the source of this 1311-nucleotide messenger RNA. RefSeq lists its product as uncharacterized. Gene Ontology annotation, molecular function: transmembrane transporter activity. NCBI's taxonomy places the organism in Eukaryota, Fungi, Ascomycota, Dothideomycetes, Dothideales, Saccotheciaceae. The transcript has 2 exons. The record is from RefSeq and is a predicted model, not a curated record. The coding region runs from base 1 to 1311 and encodes 436 amino acids. Gene Ontology annotation, cellular component: fungal-type vacuole membrane. Gene Ontology annotation, biological process: transmembrane transport.
AUGACGUCCUACGCGUAUGAGCCCAAGACCGACCGAGCCCACGAGAGCAUCUCGAGCCUCUCAGCAGACAAUGAUCUGGGGCAUGAGCAAGAGCAGGGAUCAUACAACGUCGGCCCAGCACCGGAUGGCGGACUGCAAGCAUGGACUCAGGUCGCCAUGGCUCAUUUGACCAUCUUCAGCACGUGGGGAUGGGUUACGAGCUAUGGCGUCUUCCAGGAGUACUAUAGGACCUCUCUGGGCCUCGACCCCUCCGCCAUUUCCUGGAUUGGCAGUGUUCAGAUCUUCCUGCUCUUCUUUCUCGGGACUUUUAGCGGGCGCGCGCUUGAUGCUGGCCUGUUCCGACCCGUCUAUCUAGCUGGCACCUGCUUUCAACUGCUGGGCGUUUUCUCCAUGUCGGCCGCCACCAAUUAUUGGCAAUUGUUCCUGUCGCAAGGCCUUUGCAUAGGCAUUGCUGGCGGUCUGCAGUUUUGCCCUGUCAUGUCUUUGAUUAGCACAUACUUCGUCAAGAAACGCUCAUUUGCCAUCGGUUUCGUCACAAUUGGCUCCUGUACUGGAGGUGUUGUGUUUCCCAUCGUUGUUCAACAACUACUUCCGCGCAUUGGCUUCCCUUGGACCAUCAGAGUGUGCGGCUUCCUGAUGCUAUUCACGAACAUCUUGACAAACCUCGUCUACCGCACGAGAUUACCACCUCGUAAGACAGGCCCCCUCGUUGAGUGGUCGUCAUUCAAGGAACUACCGUAUGUGCUCUACUGCGCCGGAAUGUUCUUCAACUUCUGGGGACUUUACUUUGCCUUUUUCUAUGUUGGUAGCUAUGGUCGCAACAUCAUCGGCAUGAGUUAUCACGACUCUGUCGAGCUUCUUCUUACUAUGGUCGCCAUUGGCUUCAUCUGGCGCUUGCUCCCGAACUACUUCGCCGACCGCAUGGGUGCCGUCAAUGUCAUGUUGCCAUUCAGCUUGCUGUGCGGUAUCAUGAUGUUCGCAUGGAUAGGUGUCCACUCAAAAGCAUCCCUCUUUGUAUUUGCUGCCAUCUAUGGUUCCGGUUCUGCUGGUUUGCAGUCCAUGUUCCCAGCAGGCUUAUCAAGUCUGACUACAGACAUGAAGAAGGCCGGUGUUAGAAUGGGAAUGGGAUUCACUAUUGUCAGUUUUGCCUGUCUCACUGGCCCGCCGUUAGCUGGAGCACUCAUCAGCAACAACAAUGGCAACUAUCUUCCUGCGCAGCUGUGGGGAGGUGCCUCAUUUGUCCUUGGCGCGUCACUCCUUGUAGGUGCCAGGACAGCCAAGGUAGGCCUUCACCUCAGGCAAAAAGUUUGA